AUGUUGUCCAAUGCUUCUGACGAUGGGCACAUCCAACCGGCACGAACCACUGGCAGUGAAGACCCUAAAGAAGUCUUCAUCAACGAGAAACCCAUCCCUGGGAGAGGCUAUGUGCACCAGAUCAACCGCAAUGCAGAUACCACUAUUCCUGACAAUGGGGAGGCUAUCCCAGGCUACGAUGCCGAUUUAAUGCGCGAACGUGCCGCACUGAGUGCGGACGAGGAGAAGAAGCUCCUGCGACGCGUGGAUUGGCAUUUGAUCCCGCUUCUGGCUGUUAUCUAUAUGCUGAAAAGUGUCGACUUCACAAACGUCUCUUACGCACUCACCAUGGACAAAGGAACCCCUCACAACAUCUUGACUGAGCUAGGAAUGACGAAGGAUCAGUAUAAUCUGGUGACAGCAAUGUAUUAUAUCCCCUACAUUAUCGCCGAAGCGCCGUCCAAUCUACUGAUCAAGGGGGUCAGGCCCUCCGUCUGGCAAGCUCGGAUUCUGGUCUCAUGGGGAAUCGUUCUCUGUUGCCACGCAGCAGUCAAGAAUCGGCAGGGCCUGUAUGCUGUCCGCUUCUUCCUGGGGCUAUUCGAAGCCGGUCUUUGGCCGGGGAUUCUGGUCCAGUUAUGUUACUGGUAUCGACCUGAUGAGAUAGCUCCCCGGAUUGUGCUGGUCACGCUGCUGGGGAAUUUUAGCGCGGUCAUCAGUGGUGUGCUUGCCUUUGCGUUCAACGGUGUGACGACCGGGGGGUUGUCGGGGUGGAAAUGGUUGAUUCUGACAGAGGGGAUCAUCACAAUCGUUCUGGGUGUUCUCACAUAUGUUUUCCUGCCGGAUUUUCCCUCUACAUCAUCCUGGCUCUCCGAAACGGAACAAGCCUUCAUCCAAGCUCGCCUCCCCCGAAAUUCUCCUCGAGCGCAAGAAUCCAACUUCAACCUGCGCGAGCUGAUUAACACGCUGCAAAACGAAAGAAUCUGGCUAUUCCUGCUCUGUUGGGCAUUUUUCACUGUCGGAACCACCGGUCUCACAUUCUAUCAGCCCACUGUGAUUGCUAAUCUCGGCUUCACCUCGAUGGGCGAAUCCCUCCUCCUCAACAUCCCCUCCGCCGUGUUCGCGGUGAUCCUGACCCUAGCGUUCGGGGUCUUCGCCGACACCGGAAGGAUCCCGCAACCGGCCAUCCCGCUCGCCUUCAUGAUAGUCAUUGAGGCGUGCUAUGGCGUGCUCUAUGCAUUUCCGAACAGCGGGGGUGUCUAUGCCGCUACGAUCAUCGCGGGCGGACUUUCCACCGCUUGGUACGUGAUGAUGUGGCCAUGGCGAGUCCAGACGACGCAGGGGGCCACCGGCUCGGCGUUUGCGAUUGCCUUCGCCAACAGCUACGGGCAGAUCGGAGGCGCAGUGGGAUCGCAGUUGUUCAAUUCUCGGUAUGCGCCGCGCUAUACCACUUCCUUUGGCAUUGCCAUGGGGUUUGUGGGCAUGGCGAUCAUAAUGAAUCUGAUUACCUGGGGGCGUACGUGGAAGGUGGAUGUCGAUACGAGGAGGUUGAAGAGAGUUCGGCGGGCGGCGGCGAAGGAGAAUCAGGCGGUGCUGGAGGAUAUUGACUUCCGUUGA
Molecule: messenger RNA, 1593 nt
Organism: Aspergillus brunneoviolaceus CBS 621.78
Lineage: Eukaryota; Fungi; Ascomycota; Eurotiomycetes; Eurotiales; Aspergillaceae
Product: pantothenate transporter
Exons: 8
Coding region: 1-1593 (530 amino acids)
Biological process (GO): transmembrane transport
Cellular component (GO): membrane
Molecular function (GO): transmembrane transporter activity
Source: RefSeq, a predicted model, not a curated record